Molecule: messenger RNA, 1208 nt
Organism: Tribolium madens (black flour beetle)
Lineage: Eukaryota; Metazoa; Arthropoda; Insecta; Coleoptera; Tenebrionidae
Product: bromodomain-containing protein DDB_G0280777-like
Exons: 5
Coding region: 54-1073 (339 amino acids)
Cellular component (GO): extracellular matrix
Source: RefSeq, a predicted model, not a curated record
GCACUUGUUACCACCUUAUAUUGUGAAUUUAUCGCGUAAAUAUACUAAACAAGAUGAAAUUAACAGUUUGUUUAUUAUUUGUUUACGUUACGGGAAGUUUCGCAUAUCCUGUAUCGCAGCCAGCUUACCCAGACACUCAAUACAUUAGUGCACAAGCAAUACCUGCUGUUCAAUAUAGACAACAACAGCAACAGCAACAGCAACCUCAGGCUUAUUUGCAGCCACAGUAUAUUUCCGCCCCUGUGCAAACACAGCAAGCUGCAAAACCAGUGUACGAAACCAUCAAAAGUCUAGGACUACAAAAGUUCUCCACGCAAAUCAGACAACCUAUCCAACAAGUGCUGCUGUCCACCAACGUUGACAGACAGAUACAAAGGGUGGCACAGCAAGCAGGACCAUAUUUCCUUCAGCAAAUACAAGCUGCGCAGCAGCAAGGUCAAGCUCAACAAGCUUUGGAUGCGGCCCAACGGAAAGCCACGUCUCAGACACUCAGUAGACAGAUACAGCCAUUACCUCUACCAGUACCUCAACAACAACCACAACCACAACCGCAACCACACUACUUACGGGUGGUUCCCCAGCCAGCUCCAAUUAAGUACCAGCCAGCCCCAGUUAAAUACGCUGCUCCUGCAGCUCCAGGUUACCGACAACAUAUACAACCCCAAUACCAACAACAACAACAACAACAACAACAACAACAGCAUCACGAAGAACAACAAAACCCUGAAGAUUACGAUCCAAAUCCCUCAUAUCAGUUCGGAUUCGACGUGAAUGACGAUCUCUACACUAACUACCAAAACCGCAAAGAACAAAGAGAAGGGGGUAAAACUACAGGAAGCUAUUCAGUUGUCGAUUCUGACGGGUUCGUUAGAACAGUUACGUAUACUGCUGAUCCUAAAGAAGGCUUCAAAGCUGAGGUUACGAGGCAGCCUACCAACAUAGUUGUCAAAGUACCAAAACCGGAUCCACAAUUUCAAAGACCGCCUCAGCACUAUGUUCAGUCGGCUCCAGUCCAGCAGAAAGCUCAAGCACAGGCACAACAACCUAAUUUGAUUCAAUAUCAGUACCAAUAACUUUCCGAUCUGAACUGACAAAGUGGCAGAGUUUUAAGUAAGCCAUUGUCCAGAUUAUUUUAAUUGUUAUUAUUUUUAAUUAUUUGUAAUUAAGGAUAAAAGUUUGUAAUUAAAAAAUUUAAUAAUUUUUCUAAA